AUGUUUCCAGCAAUACCCUUACCGAAGCGACUUCGCAUCAAUUUGUUCCUCAACCACCCUGAUCGUUCUGUUCCUCAUACAUCAACCGAUCAACAACAUGUUGCUGAACAUGACACUAUUACCGCUGCAAUGUCUAGAGUGGAGAGCAUGUUGCAGGAGUUUGAAGCAAUCUUUUACCAUGACGAUGGUAUCGACGGGGGUGCUUAG
Sclerotinia borealis F-4128 is the source of this 207-nucleotide messenger RNA. The record is from the annotation of a GenBank genome assembly. Lineage: Eukaryota; Fungi; Ascomycota; Leotiomycetes; Helotiales; Sclerotiniaceae.